Messenger RNA from Achroia grisella, 563 nucleotides. RefSeq lists its product as uncharacterized. The transcript is spliced from 4 exons. The record is from RefSeq and is a predicted model, not a curated record. NCBI's taxonomy places the organism in Eukaryota, Metazoa, Arthropoda, Insecta, Lepidoptera, Pyralidae. Bases 1 to 507 code for a protein of 168 amino acids.
AUGGCAAGUGCCUUGAUGGUCUUUAAGAAAGAACUAAGGCCUUUUCUUGAAGGUUUCAACAAUAGUACGGCAGUAGAACAGAACAAUUGUUAUGAAGAAAACAACAGAGAAGCUGACAGGGAAGCAUGUUUCCAGUACUUUGUUGAUCCUGGAACAAAGAGACGGCCGGUGUUGAUGACGUCGAGUGGGGUCCAUAUUGAUGAGCGGACUCAUCCAGCGAUGAUGGCUACGAUUUGUGAGACUGUGGAAGAAUCCAUAUUGAAACCAGAAUGCAAAGAAGACAGCGCCACCUGUAAUAAACUACCCAACGCUAUAUGCUACAGAAAACACAACAACUAUAAUAACGCUAUUAAAGUGAUUUUGAAUGUAUUGGGAAUAAUAGUUGCAAUAUUGGCCUCUUACAUGAUAAUUAAUACCGAUUCCAAAUUGUACAUAAUAUUCUGGCUCUGCUAUUCUGUUCUGAGGAGAAUGAUGUUAAAAUCCAAGAAACAACAAAAAUGUAAUUAGUUAAUUUUAUUGUGAAAUCUUAUACAUGUAACUUAUACACUAACCAAUAAGUAAUG